Abrus precatorius (Indian licorice) is the source of this 1497-nucleotide messenger RNA. Its product is annotated as plant UBX domain-containing protein 4-like. Bases 181 to 1086 code for a protein of 301 amino acids. The transcript has 4 exons. Lineage: Eukaryota; Viridiplantae; Streptophyta; Magnoliopsida; Fabales; Fabaceae. Gene Ontology annotation, biological process: nuclear membrane reassembly; Golgi organization; autophagosome assembly. Gene Ontology annotation, cellular component: cytosol; nucleus. Gene Ontology annotation, molecular function: ubiquitin binding. The record is from RefSeq and is a predicted model, not a curated record.
AAAGACAAAUAGGAGCCACCUGGGUUAAGCGUUAAGCGGCGUAAUAUGAUUACGCUGUGUACGCGCCUCCGACGAGCGUGACGUAUUUAGAGAAGAGAUUCAGCGAGCGAGGAGACGAGAAACUAGAAAGAAACAACGAGAUUUUGUCUUCUCUCUCUCUCUCUUGGAGUAAGAACAUCAAUGGCGUCGAAGGACAAGAAAGCAUCGAAACCCUCGACCAGUCGAGCUGGCAGGAUCCGUACUCUCUCCGAUCUUAACCGCCCAUCCGCCGAUUCCGACAGCGACUCCGAUGACCCUCAGGAGUAUUACACCGGCGGCGAGAAAAGUGGAAUGCUUGUCCAGGAUCCUUCAAAAGGCAAUGAUGUGGAUGCAAUUUUCAAUCAAGCAAGGCAACUUGGAGCUGUAGAAAGGCCUAUUGAUCAACUUCAGGAGCCACCCAGGUCAACAAGCUUUACUGGAACUGGUAGGUUACUCUCAGGCGAAACAGUGUCUGCUCCUCAGCAACCUGAGGCUGUUGUCCACAACAUUGUUUUUUGGACUAAUGGUUUCACUGUAAAUGAUGGACCCUUGAGGAGUUUGGAUGAUCCUGAAAAUGCCUCAUUUUUAGAGAGCAUAAAAAAAUCUGAAUGUCCGAAAGAACUAGAACCUGCAGAUAGGAGGUCAUCUGUUAAUGUUAACCUCAUAAGGAGGAAUGAGAAGUAUCCUGAACCUGAAAAGUGCCAUGUUCCAUUUCAAGGUGUGGGAAGAACUCUAGGAAGCAGCUCUACUUCAGGAGCACCUGAGCCAACUGAUUCCUCUACACCUCCAAACACUGCUCCAAAUCCUUCUGCUGGCCUGGUGGUGGAUCAAUCAUUACCAUCAACCUCAAUACAGCUUAGGUUAGCUGAUGGAACCCGCUUGAUAUCACAUUUUAAUUAUCACCAUACGGUCGGUGACGUCCGAGCCUUCAUUAAUGCAUCUAGACCUGGCGGUGCGGGGAAUUAUCAACUUCAGAUGAUGGGUUUUCCCCCAAAGCUUCUCUCUGAUGAAACUCAAACUAUAGAGCAGGCGGGACUGGCAAAUUCAGUUGUCAUCCAGAAGUUCUAGCAAGCUGCACAAAGACUUUUUGCUUUGUGGUCUUAACUAUAGCUUAAAUGCUCUGUAUUGAAGUGAACCAGUUUUUCCUGCUUAAAAACCUGACGGGGUUUUCCAUAGUGACAGUUUUAAUGAGAGCGUUUGGACGUGAUCCUGUUGUUGGCAAAAACAAAAAGGAAAGGGGUUCCGGGUUCUUAUUUUCUUCUUGUUGCUGAAGUUUUAUCAAGGAAAGUUGUUCUUCCUACCAGUUGGGCCUAUUGGCUAAAUUUGAAAUGUAUUGAAUGAAUACAAAUGAAAUGUUGGAAAGUUCACAGACUUGUCAGUUUUUGAAUGUCUACUGAGCGUGGAUGUGCUUCGUAUAAACUAAGCUGCACCUUAUCAGUAAUUGCGCUGCAUGUAUAUCAUAUUAUACCUCAAAAUUGU